AUGUCAGUUCAAGUUUUGUAUUUUGCCGGGGCUCACGACAUUACCCACAUCAAGAACGAGGAGAUUGCCAUUCCACCCCAAUCAGCAUGGACUUUGGAAGCGCUUUUAACCCAGUUGGUUCAAAAGUACGGUGACGAGCUAGCCAAGUUGUUCGAACAAUGCAUGUUUGCUGUCAAUAUGGAAGCUAUCGAUAAGGACAAUACACGACAUGUGAUCUUGAAACCUGGUGAUGAGAUCGGCAUCAUCCCACCUGUAAGCGGUGGAUAA
This is a messenger RNA of Lichtheimia ornata, 267 nucleotides long. RefSeq names its product molybdopterin converting factor, subunit 1. The transcript has a single exon. Gene Ontology annotation, biological process: Mo-molybdopterin cofactor biosynthetic process. The coding region runs from base 1 to 267 and encodes 88 amino acids. Lineage: Eukaryota; Fungi; Mucoromycota; Mucoromycetes; Mucorales; Lichtheimiaceae. The record is from RefSeq and is a predicted model, not a curated record.